Messenger RNA from Fusarium vanettenii 77-13-4, 897 nucleotides. RefSeq lists its product as uncharacterized. The coding region runs from base 1 to 897 and encodes 298 amino acids. The record is from RefSeq and is a predicted model, not a curated record. The transcript has 3 exons. Lineage: Eukaryota; Fungi; Ascomycota; Sordariomycetes; Hypocreales; Nectriaceae.
AUGGUCAACGUCAUCGGCAUCCUCGGAGCCGUCGUAAGCGUCUUCACCAUCCUCGACACCGCCUUCAACUAUGUGCCCAAAGGCCGCAACUCGGUGGUUUCCGUCCGCGCAGCCCUCGACAAGAAAGGAGGAAGCGGUACGAUGGGAGGCAAGAUCGGUUUGAUCCGGACCUGGAACAACAACCAAGAAAAACUGGGGGAGGAGUCUAAUCGGAAGAUUGGAACUGGGAGCCUCAUAGAGGUGGAGGUCUCUCAGAAGACCAGCCAACAAGCAACGUACGUCUCGCUUCAUGCCAGCAACGAUGCCGUUUGUAUUGCGUAUGUUGCUGUUGCCUGGGUUGGAGGUGAGAGAUACGCCUGGCUGGGUGAUUUUGGCAAGGUCAACAACGGGAAGCACCAACCUACCUGCACAUGGAUCGACGGCGACGGUACCAACGGACUCUUUGCAAAGUCUUUCAGCAUCCACUUCCCUACUUUUGCCCACGAUCCCAAGAAACCAUACUCGAAAACCCCCAAGAGCUACUGUGGAAUCCAUGGCUUCUUGGGAUACCGAGACCUUCAAAUGCGACAACCUGUGCCUGUGCCGAACAACAGCAAGAAACCCGUCGGCCCUCAACGUCGAUCCAUAUCUGGCACGCGAGUCAUCUUAACUAAGGAGGCUGGCUAUAAUACCACCGAGUUAUGCACGUCUGAAACUUCCUGGGGUCCUGACUUUGUCUCCCUUGAUGAAGGCCUCUACUGUGACAUGGACAGUCGCGAGCUGUUGCCGGUUUGUCACCAGGACAAGGACAUUGUUCCAUGCUUUGACGCCAAGGCUAUGAAGGUUGAGUACGGGGACAAGGUUGAAAGGGAUGCAAUUCCUCAACAGAAGGAGUUUACUGAGGUUAUCCAGUGGUAG